This is a messenger RNA of Pelobates fuscus (common spadefoot toad), 7678 nucleotides long. RefSeq names its product tight junction protein 1 (gene TJP1). Gene Ontology annotation, cellular component: plasma membrane; bicellular tight junction. NCBI's taxonomy places the organism in Eukaryota, Metazoa, Chordata, Amphibia, Anura, Pelobatidae. Gene Ontology annotation, biological process: protein localization to cell-cell junction; cell-cell adhesion; cell-cell junction organization. The record is from RefSeq and is a predicted model, not a curated record. Bases 67 to 6078 code for a protein of 2003 amino acids. The transcript is spliced from 31 exons. Gene Ontology annotation, molecular function: cell adhesion molecule binding.
CUUCGUUGUGGCAGAAGAAUUAAAUUAAUUACAACGGCAGAAUGCUGUUGUGUCCCGUCUGUCCACAUGAUGUGCAUACACGGUGAAGAGCCCUGUCCGGAACAUGCAGCCCUGGAAUUUCGGAUCUUCCAGUACAAAGUCAAGAUGCUGGGUAGAUCUGCUAAAUCGUGGCUUCACAAUAUCGCACGGCCAGUGAAAAAGGAAAACGAAGACACAAAGAAGUGGCCCUCUGUGAUUCUUAACAAUCACAGGGAGAAGAUACUAGCUGAGCUGGAUGUCAAUAAAGUCCUAUCCUACCUCGUUUAUGAAAAAGUUUUCUCCUUGGAGGAAUAUAAAGACAUCUUGACUCAAGAGAGCAAUGAGAAGAGGGCAGAAUCUUUUCUGGAUAAGCUAGUCGUGAAAGGGCCAAGUGCUUUCUGCGCUUUUUGUUCUGUUUUGGAAGAAAUUUCACCCCAUUUGCUUUCAGGAUUCCUUCCUGACUGUAAAGAUCAGAUGCACAAAGCCUUACCAGACUUCUUGACAGAAGACAAGAGGAUGAGGCCUGCUUUUGAGCUGCAGGGACAUGACGAAACCGAGCGCAAUGACAUGGAAGGCAGUCCUGAUUUGGAGGAUCCAAUGCAAGAAUCGUUAGAGGAAUACAGGGUCACUCCAUCUUCUGAGAACCCCAAUGCUGCAACUUCCAGCACAAGUCAAGGAAAGCCAUCUCUACGGAGAAUAAAGGGACGAAUACAUAGAAGCAAAAGCCUGGAUAGUGUUGAACUUUGCGAGUUUAAUAACACUGUAAUGGAAGAAACUGCAAUAUGGGAGCAGCAAACGGUUACUCUGCACAGGGCCCCAGGAUUUGGAUUUGGGAUCGCAAUAUCUGGUGGCCGAGAUAACCCUCAUUUUCAGAGUGGAGAAACCUCAAUCGUCAUCUCAGAUGUUCUUAAAGGUGGUCCCGCAGAAGGCCUUCUGCAGGAAAAUGACAGAGUUGCAAUGGUUAAUGGGGUUUCUAUGGAUAAUGUUGAACAUGCUUUCGCUGUGCAACAAUUAAGGAAAAGUGGAAAAAAUGCCAAAAUUACAAUUCGGCGGAAGAAAAAAGUACAGCUUCCAGUAGCUCGUCCUGAACCAGAUCCAGUAUCUGAGAAUGAGGAGGACAGUUUUGAAGAUGAGGUGCCUGACCACAGAAGUGCCCUCAGUGGUCCUGGUGCCAGCCGAAGGAGUGAAAAGAGCUGGGUGAGGGAGAGAAGUGUGAGCAGAGAGAGAAGUUUAUCGCCUCGAUCAGACCGAAGAUCCAUUGCUUCCAAUCAGCCCCCAAAACCUACCAAAGUGACCUUGGUGAAAUCUAGAAAAAGUGAAGAAUAUGGGUUAAGAUUAGCUAGCCAUAUUUUUGUAAAGGAAAUAUCUCAAGACAGCCUGGCAGCAAGAGAUGGGAAUAUUCAGGAAGGAGAUGUCGUAUUAAAGAUUAAUGGAACAGUCACUGAAAAUAUGUCUUUGUCCGAUGCAAAAACAUUGAUAGAAAGGUCAAAGGGCAAGUUAAAAAUGGUAGUUCAAAGAGAUGAGAAGGCAACUCUGCUUAAUGUCCCAGAUCUAGAUGACAGCCUUCAUUCUGCAAAUGCAUCUGAGAGAGAUGACAUUUCGGAAAUUCAGUCACUGGCAUCAGAUCAUUCCAACCGUUCACAUGACAGGCCUCGUCGCAGCCGUUCACGGUCUCCUGACCAGAGAUCAGAGCCUUCAGACCAUUCCAGACAUUCUCCACAACAGCACAGCAACAGCAGUACCCGAAGUCGAGAGGAUGAAAGAGUUGCAAAGCCUGGAGCCAUUUCUACACCUGUUAAAAAUACAAAUAGUUUACCACUUUCCAGGACCACAGAGGAGUCAUUAGUGGAAAAAACAGAUAAGCAAACACCUCCUCUUCCAGAACCUAAACCAGUAUAUGCUCAGCCUGGACAGCCAGAUGUGGAUUUACCGGUUAGUCCAUCUGACGGGCCAUUUCACAAUUCUACGCAUGAAGAUGGCAUGUUACGGCCGAGCAUGAAGCUUGUGAAGUUCAGGAAAGGAGAUAGUGUGGGAUUACGCCUGGCAGGUGGUAAUGAUGUUGGAAUCUUUGUGGCGGGUGUUUUAGAAGAUAGCCCUGCAGCAAAAGAAGGGUUGGAAGAAGGGGAUCAAAUCCUCCGUGUAAACAAUGUGGACUUCACAAAUAUUAUAAGGGAAGAGGCUGUUCUUUUCCUGCUUGAUCUGCCCAAAGGAGAGGAGGUCACCAUCCUAGCCCAGAAAAAGAAAGAUGUUUAUCGUCGAAUUGUUGAGUCGGAUGUUGGAGAUUCUUUCUAUAUCAGGACACAUUUUGAAUAUGAGAAGGAAUCUCCUUAUGGGCUAAGCUUCAACAAAGGCGAGAUCUUCCGAGUUGUAGAUACACUCUAUAAUGGAAAAUUAGGGUCGUGGCUGGCCAUCCGGAUUGGUAGAAAUCAUAAGGAAGUGGAAAGGGGAAUUAUCCCAAACAAGAACAGAGCUGAGCAGCUUGCUAGCGUGCAGUACACUCUUCCUAAAACUGCUGGUGGAGAUCGUGCUGAUUUUUGGAGAUUUCGUGGCCUCCGUAGUUCCAAGAGAAAUCUCCGAAAAAGCAGAGAAGACAUUUCUGCCCAGCCUGUUCAGACGAAGUUCCCUGCCUAUGAAAGAGUUGUUCUCCGAGAAGCCGGGUUUCUCAGGCCUGUUGUCAUCUUUGGUCCUAUUGCUGAUGUUGCACGGGAGAAGCUGGCUAGAGAAGAGCCUGAUAUUUAUGAGGUGGCAAGAAGUGAACCAAGAGACGCGGGUACUGACCAACGAAGCUCUGGAAUCAUCCGUCUUCACACUAUCAAGCAGAUUAUUGAUAGGGACAAGCAUGCUCUUCUUGACGUGACUCCAAAUGCGGUAGACCGCCUGAACUAUGCACAGUGGUAUCCAAUUGUAGUGUUUCUUAAUCCUGACUCCAAGCAGGGUGUGAAGACCAUGCGAAUGAGAUUGUGCCCUGAAUCUCGCAAAAGUGCUAGAAAACUAUACGAACGUUCACACAAACUACGCAAAAAUAAUCACCAUCUUUUCACAACUACCAUUAAUUUAAAUUCUAUGAAUGAUGGCUGGUACGGAGCACUGAAGGAAGCUGUUCAGCAGCAGCAGAACCAACUGGUUUGGGUCUCAGAGGGCAAAGCAGAAGGUGGCACAGAUGAUGAUCUUGAUUUGCAUGACGACCGUCUAUCCUACUUAUCAGCUCCAGGUAGUGAGUACUCAAUGUAUAGCACUGAUAGCAGGCACACCUCAGAUUAUGAAGACACAGAUACAGAAGGAGGUGCAUACACUGACCAGGAUCUGGAUGAGACUCUUAAUGAUGAGGCUGGGACUCCACCCGAGUCUGCCAUCACACGUUCCUCUGAACCAGUCAGAGAAGACUCAUCAGGAAUUCAUCAGGAGAACCAAGUCUUCCCAGCAUACCCACCUCAGCCACAACCAAUACUUAGAACAGAUUCCCCUGGUUAUAAAAGCGUACCGCCUCAGCAGAAAGCAGAUGCCUUACCUGCAGCCCCUUACCUUUCUCUGCCGUCUGAAACAAACCCUUCAACUGCAACUGCUGCUGUUAAUCCCAAUGUAAAUCUAAGUAAUGUCAGAUUGGAGGAUCCCAACCCUGCCCCUUACAGCUCUUACCAAGCACAAGCUGGCCCCUUGCGAUCACCAAACGCUGAGGCAGCUCACAUAAUGCUAAGAGACCAAGAGCCUUCAUCUUUGCCAGUGCACAUAGAUCCAGCAAAGGUUUACAGAAAAGAGCCAUAUACUAUGGAGGAAAAUCCUAGACAAAAUUAUUUGCUAAAACAGCAAGUCCUCAGCCAUCCAAGUCAGCGGCACGAAAAAGAGACCAAUUUAAGUUUUGAUGCCCUGCCCGCCUAUGCAGAAAAGCCAGUGAAUAGAGAGUAUGAUCAGUCCUAUAGAUAUGAUGCUGGUGGAGAUUAUGUAGACCAGUUUCCACACAAUUAUGAUCCUCAGAUACAGUAUGAUGAUCAUGUGCCUACUUAUGAUGAGCAGUGGGGAUACUAUGAUGACAAACAGGCCUACCAUCAAAGACCAUCAUAUGUAAGCAAGCAUGCAAGGGACUUCAAUGUUAGGCAACACUCUGAAGAAAAUUUGGAACGCAGUUACUUUCCUCAACAACCUCGAUUUGAGGAGCCACCUCCAGUUGCCUAUGACAAUCGACCCCGUCCACCUAAAAACUACAAGCCACCCCAGGUAGUUUAUGACGAACCAUCUUCAACAGAAUAUGAUAUGCAUAUCCGGUACAAACCGGAGCCUCAAGUCUUCCCUGCUGUGCCCCCACAAAGGCCUGCUGAGAAAACCCAGUAUUUCGAUCAACAGCCAAGGAGCUAUGAGCAUAGCCCUUCCCAGGGAUUUACUACAAAACCAGGGCAAUAUGAUCUAUCUCCUAGACUGGAGACCAUACCGCCUUCUGCGCAGGUGAAGCCAGAGCUCCUGCCAACCAGCAGCAAACAAUUACCUGCACCUGUAGCCGAAGAAGACGACCCAGCCAUGAAGCCACAGUCAGUGCUUACUCGAGUGAAGAUGUUUGAAAAUAAGCGAUCUACCCCAGGGGAUAAGAGCAAGGAUAUGAAUGAUGUAUCUGCUGUAAAGACUCCAGAAAUUGCUCCUAAGCCUAUAAAUGUUCCAGUUAAUGCACCAAAAGCAGCCCCACUGCCUCAUUAUGAACAAGAAAAGUCCACAUACAGAGUACCUGAACCUCAAAAACCUCAGAUAAAGCCUCCAGAAGAUAUUGUUCGCUCAAACCAUUAUGAUCCUGAUGAAGAUGAGGAAUAUUAUAGGAAACAGCUCUCUUACUUUGAUCGAAGAAGCUUUGACAAGCCCACUCCCCCGCUGUCAGCAAACAUCCUGCCUGAGCCUGCAAAACCUGCGCAGUCUCAGAGCCAACUAAGCUUUAACAGCUACCCCUCCAAAUUUCUUGGCUCUUACACUAGCUAUGACUACUUGAAAAGGAACAUCAAGUGGGGAAAACCUGCAGAUGCAGAGCCUCUUGACAGAACUCUUGGUGAGAAGCGAUAUGAUCCAGCCACACAGGUUUCUUCUUCCUCACAAUAUAACCAGACUUCUCCAGUGAUUGCAAACCAUUUAUCACAUACAAAACACACACAUUCAGAAGUUAACUCUGCAUCUGCAGACAUCCCAAGCUCCAUUGUGACCAAACCAGAUCCUCCAGCUCAGCAUGCCAAGCCAUCUGUAUUUAGACCUGCCAACAGAGAAGAUACUGUGCAAACUAAUUACUUACCCCAGAAAAGCUUCCCCGAUAAAAGCCCCAUUAAUGGCACAGAACAGGGUCCCAAAACGGUUACUCCCUCCUACAAUCGCUUUACCCCGAAACCUUACACAAGUUCUGCAAGGCCUUUUGAACGCAAGUUUGAAAGCCCUAAAUUCAACCACAACCUCUUGCCAAACGAAGCACAAGUCAAGCCUGAGCUGCCCACGAAACCUCAAAAUUCCCCUCAGCCCAUUCUUAAAUCUACUAAUGCAGGAAUUCCUCAAGAGCUGGAUCUGACUUCCAAGCAAACAGAAAGCAAGCCCAAAUAUCAACCAAAUAAUGCUAAUGCAGUGCCUAAAGCAAUCCCAGUCAGCCCUACUGCUCUGGAGGAUGAUGAUGAAGAUGAUGCGCACACCGUUGUGGCCACAGCCAGAGGCAUUUUUAAUAGCAAUGGUGGUGUACUGAGUUCAAUUGAGACUGGAGUUAGUAUCAUCAUACCUCAAGGAGCAAUCCCCGAUGGAAUUGAGCAGGAGAUUUAUUUCAAGGUCUGCAGAGACAACAGCAUUCUGCCACCCCUCGAUAAAGAGAAAGGGGAGACGCUGCUCAGUCCCUUGGUAAUGUGUGGACCCCAUGGAUUAAAAUUCCAGAAGCCAGUGGAGCUGCGCUUACCACACUGUGCGUCUAUGACUCCUGAUGGUUGGUCUUUUGCUCUAAAAUCAUCCGACACCUCGUCGGGUGACCCUAAACACUGGCAGAACAAGUCCCUUCCUGGAGAUCCCAACUAUCUUGUUGGAGCAAAUUGUGUCUCUGUUUUGAUUGACCACUUCUAAGCCUCCAUUGUAAUCGACAGGGAUAAUGUGAAGUCUUAUUGGACCUAUUUAUCAUUACACUUCAUAUUGAGUAUUAACUGAUCUAAGUAAAAAUGGGACUCAAUAGUGUUAGCAACUUUGCCUGAACUUUAACGUUUUUUUCGGAGUAGACUUAAAAGCCAUGGUCAGAAUUCUGACCUAAGAAUAGGCAAUGUGAAGUUUGCAUUAGCAAAACCUUCCUUGUCUUUUAUAAGUAAUGCCUUUCAGUUGCUUUAGUUUGUCUCCAAAGGACCAAUGUUCAAACACUACAAACAUAAGAAGAACUCAAAUCUCCAACUAUUGCCUGAUGCCACUGAAUUUUUGUUAAGGUUGGAGUUUGAUGACGAAGGCUAGCAUUUUUUAUUUUUUUUUUAUUUUUUUUUUUUAAACCAAAUGUCUGUUCUCAAAUCUUAAUUUGUUUUGGAAAGUGGGAUUUCAUCCCAGAGCACAUUCCCAUUUCUGCUGUGUGGAUCUGUGGCGCAUGGCUAAAAUGUGCUUUAGGAAUCCUCGAGCAGUGUGUUGAAUGUGGCCUUUACCAUUCAAAAACCAAAACAAAUUAGCAGAAGCAGACAUGCCUUUGCCCAUUGAUUUUUGUUCCAGUGUAAAAUAAGAUGUAAAAAACAAAAAAAAAACUGCUGUUUUUCUGCCAGGCAAAUGACGUUGGUUCACUUGGCAGCAAAAUGGUUAACAAAAUGGUUGACUGGUUCAGGUGCUUCUGUGGAUCUGUAAUAAAACUGAUUACUACACGCAUUUAACCAGCAGGGAUGCCUUACCCUCAUGUUAUAAUAGUCUUCGUUCUCCUCUAGUUCUAUCUAUUACAAAGUUCAUAUGGCUUUGUGCGCUUUUUUUAUAUAGGGUAAUGUAUAAUGACAAAGAUUGAAGAAGAAAAAAAUAUAAAACUUUAUUGUGAAUUCCUUUUUGAAGUGAGCACGAGCGAGAAUGAAUACUUAUCUCUUUUUCUUGGUAAGAAGAGCCUGAAAGAAAUAGUUGUUUUCUGCUAUGCAUUUGAACAAUUCUCAAAGAUGUUACAAUGCCUGUACAUAAACUGCGUGCAUACCACUUUUUCUUUCUUUUUUGUUUUUUUUCUUUUUUGUUUUUUUUGUUUGUAAAUUUAACUUUUUUAAACUUUACUUUUUUUGUAUAAAAAAAAAGAAAAUUGAACGUUUCUUAAGGAUACCUUUGUACUCAUAUACCUUUUUUGAGCCUUGAACUUUGUAACAUCUGCAGCAAUAACGCAGCAUUUCUACAGUACUCACCACAAGAACAUUUUGGAGUGAAAUGCACAAGAUUGCUACCUUUAUAAAUGCGGAGCAUAAAUCUUCAGAAUUCUCUAGUUUGAUUAAUAUCUUUAAAGUAUCCCUGCUGCAAUUUGUGAUAAGGAUGCUGUAUUAUGUGCCCUAAAAUGUAUUUUUUUACUAAUAGACAAUUUAUUAUGGCACAUCCGCACGGUCUCUUUAGAAGAUACAGCACUGCAUUCUCUUAAUCGGUUAUUAGUUCUUCACGUGUGGCUGAUUUUUUUUUUUUUAUUAUUAUUUUUAUUAUUUUUUUCCUUUGCAGUUAUUGAAAAUUACACAUUUCUAAA